Chiloscyllium plagiosum (whitespotted bambooshark) is the source of this 5151-nucleotide messenger RNA. The record is from RefSeq and is a predicted model, not a curated record. NCBI's taxonomy places the organism in Eukaryota, Metazoa, Chordata, Chondrichthyes, Orectolobiformes, Hemiscylliidae.
CCUCUGACGCGGGGGGAGGGGAGGUCACUCUUUUGCUGUUUUCCUAAAAAAAAAUCUUGUCGUGGCGAAGUGCGUCAAAAAAUAUAAUCGAAUCGGCAGGUUUUUAAAAGACGUUUUGUUUGAGGUGAAAAGAGGAUCAAAUAUCGCCGCGUCCGAGGCCUUGACGGGAUUAAGAAUGUCCCAGCUGUAGGUCGAGGUGUCAGAAAGUUGGGGCUGUCAGUCUGGAAAGUUUUAUUGCUGCAGCAUUAAAGUGUGAUAAAGGUGUAUUGAGAAAAGUCUUGAGAGAGAAGAAAAGUUCUGUAGACGUCAGCUGAGGCAAUCAGCUUUCAAUAAUUUCCUCCUACAAUGGCGCAGUGGAAUCAGUUACAGCAAUUGGAUACCAGAUAUCUGGAACAACUACAUCAACUCUACAGUGACAGCUUCCCCAUGGAAUUGAGGCAGUUUCUUGCAGCUUGGAUUGAGACCCAAGAUUGGGCAUAUGCUGCAAGCAAGGAAUCACAUGCUACACUAGUGUUCCAUAAUCUCUUGGGUGAGAUUGAUCAACAAUACAGCAGAUUUCUACAGGAAUCCAAUGUUCUUUAUCAGCACAAUCUGCGGAAGAUUAAACAGUACCUGCAGCUUAUGUUUAAUCUAUUUAAAAUGUCUUUCCAGCAAGCUGGACAAUCACCACAUCACAGCUCGGUGGUAACUGAAAAACAGCAGAUUCUCGAACACAAUCUGCAGGAUGUACGGAAGAGAGUACAGGACCUUGAACACAAAAUUAAAGUACUGGAAAACCUACAGGAUGAUUUUGAUUUCAACUAUAAGACCCUGAAAAGCCAAGGAGAUGUGCAAGAUUUGAAUGGGAAUUCACAAGCAGCGACAAGGCAGAAGAUGGCACAACUGGAACAGAUGUUAACGGCUUUGGAUCAGAUGCGGAGGCAAAUAGUAACUGACUUAGCUGCCCUACUGUCUACAAUGGAGUUUGUGCAGAAGACCUUGACAGAUGAAGAACUGGCUGACUGGAAAAGGCGGCAACAGGUCGCAUGCAUAGGAGGUCCACCAAACAUCUGCCUUGACCGUCUUGAAAACUGGAUUACAUCUUUAGCUGAGUCUCAGCUACAAACACGUCAGCAGAUUAAGAAACUGGAAGAACUACAACAAAAGGUUUCUUACAAAGGCGAUCCUAUUGUUCACCACAGACCUGUUCUGGAGGAGAGGAUUGUUGAAUUAUUUCGGAGCUUAAUUAAAAGUGCUUUUGUCGUGGAGAGGCAGCCAUGUAUGCCAAUGCAUCCAGACCGUCCUUUAGUGAUCAAAACAGGUGUGCAGUUUACAACAAAAGUGAGGUUACUCGUUAAAUUUCCAGAGUUGAAUUACCAGCUUAAAAUCAAGGUUGCCAUUGAUAAGGAUUCUGGAGAUGGUUCUGCACUGAGGGGGUCACGAAAAUUCAACAUAUUGGGCACUAAUACAAAAGUUAUGAAUAUGGAAGAGUCAAACAAUGGAAGCCUGUCAGCAGAAUUUAAGCAUUUGACCCUCCGAGAACAAAGAUGUGGAAAUGGAGGCAGAGCUAGUAGUGAUGCUUCCCUCAUUGUGACUGAAGAGCUGCAUCUAAUAACCUUUGAGACGGAAGUUUAUCAUCAAGGACUUAAAAUUGAUUUGGAGACGUCUUCACUGCCAGUUGUGGUAAUCUCCAACAUCUGCCAGAUGCCAAAUGCUUGGGCCUCAAUCCUUUGGUAUAAUAUGCUAACCAAUAACCCAAAGAAUGUGAACUUCUUCACAAAACCACCAGUUGCCACAUGGGAUCAGGUCGCAGAGAUUCUGAGUUGGCAGUUUUCUUCCACCACAAAAAGAGGUCUGAAUAUGGAGCAACUAGGGACACUGGCUGAGAAAUUGCUUGGUCCUGGUGUCAACUACUCUGGGUGCCAAAUCACUUGGGCAAAAUUCUGUAAAGAGAAUAUGCCUGGCAAAGCAUUUUCAUUCUGGGUAUGGCUGGACAAUAUCAUAGACUUAGUGAAGAAAUUUAUUCUUUCUCUGUGGAAUGAUGGGUAUAUCAUGGGCUUCAUAAGCAAAGAAAGAGAGAGAGCUUUACUGAAUGUGAAACCCCCAGGCACUUUCCUACUUCGAUUCAGUGAGAGCAACAAAGAAGGAGGAAUCACUUUUACAUGGGUGGAAAAGGACAUCAAUGGAAAGACCCAGAUCCAGUCUGUGGAACCAUACACCAAACAGCAACUAACCAAUAUGUCUUUUGCUGACAUUAUCAUAAGUUACAAGAUCAUGGAUGCUACCAAUAUCCUUGUGUCACCACUAGUGUAUUUGUACCCUGACAUUCCAAAAGAAGAAGCAUUUGGAAAAUAUUGCUGCAGUGAACCUCAAGAAGCUAUUGAUCCCAAUGAUCCAGAAACAUUUGCAUACCUGAAGAGAAAAUUCAUUUGUGUGACACCAACAAAUUCUGGCAACACAAGUGACCUUUUCCCAAUGUCUCCACGUACACUGGACUCUUUAAUGCAUUGUGGAAGCAAUAAUGAAGGACCUGAACAAGGAGCAGCAGGUGGCCUUGAUUCCAUUACUCUGGACAUGGAGUUUGGCACAGAAUGUGCUGCUUCUCCAAUGUAAAUUCUGUCCACCUUUUAGGCAAAGCAGGAUCUGUUAUCUUGGUUAUAUCUUCAGUAUGAUUAACCACUAGUUAUAAUAGUUUACAUCGUAAUUUGUUUAUAUCUAUUGUCUUUUGAAAUUUAAGUGCUUUGAUAAUGUUACUAUUUACUUGCAUAUAAUGCUUUUACCAUAUUGUAUCAUGUUCAUUUCCAGCUGUUUAUUUCAAAUCUAAUACAACCAAGAAAGAUUUGUUUCAUACUGGUUCAAUGCUUCAACCUGGAUCCUAUUAGCCCCUGCAUUGGCAAAUGGUUCAAAAUGAAAUAAACUUGUCUGCAGUAUGUUGCAAGACUCUGGUGCACUAGGGCAUUAUGCUACCCUUGUAUAUUGUCCUUAUUCGUAUGGAUUUAUUAAUUGUAUGUUCUCAACGGUUUCAAGUAUACAGUCUCACCACGUGGUGGGAUUAAAAGUAAAUCAUCAGAAGCAUCUCCACUGUCUGAAUUCAGCAAUGAUUUACUGACGAAACAGAUGUGGACUACAUUUCUGCGUCUUGACCCUGGUGCAUCUUGUUUGGCAAUUGACUCUCAGGUGUGUGUAAACCAACUGUUUGCGCAUGACCAGUGUUUUGAACUGCGUUUUAAAAAUGUUUUUAUUCAUCCUCUGAACAUGAACAGCCGUGGGAGACGGGCAUGGAUUAUCAAUACCUAGUUGCCGUGAAAAGACAGUGGCAUACCUUUCUUGGACUGCUAUAUCGGUUUGAGACAGCUGAGCAGAUUGUUAGGUCAUUCUAGAGCAUGUUUGAAUCAAUCAUGUUGGUAUGGACUUGUACUUGCACAUAAGCCAGACUGAGUGAGAGUAAUAAAUUGUUUGCCUUAAAGGAUGCUAGGGAAUCAGUUGGAUUUUUAUCGCACCCAAAACCAAACUGCUGACGUCGCUUACAGAUACCAGCUUAUUUCCAUGUGUUUUUAUUAACUGAAGUCAAAUUCUGUAACAGCUAUCAUGGGCAUUCUAUUUGCAUGAUCUGGAUUGUUAAUCCAGGCCUGUACUGAAUAGAGAUGAGAAAAAGAGAUGGAUGCUGAAACUGGACUAUAUGGAAAAGGUAUCAAUUAUCUUGUUGAUAAACUGCACCUUCUGUGACUAUUCAGUAGUUCUCACAAGGGAAGCAUAUUGCCAUGAUGCAUUGGACGAGCUGACUACUCAAUUUAUUUUAAAAGUCAGCUGAAUUUUCUUUGCAUGACUGGAUAUUGUAAUGCAUUGCUAAAUUUAGCAAUAAAAUGGGAUUUUUAAUGUAGCUCACCAUUAGGUAAAUCAGUAAAAUUGUUCUCAAAAGUAGAUUUGUUUUUAUAUUAAAAGCAUUUUUUUUGUUAUUGUUGCAAUUCUUAAACGAGGUUCUAAAAGACAACUAUAUCUGUGGUAUAUUUCCACCAAAGGAAGAGAAGAACUUAAUGUAUUAAUAAACUUAGAAAUGAUUAAACAUGUAAUUUGCAUUAAAUUGUGGGGAAUUGUAUUAUGUCUGGGAUUUGUACCUUUUUAGAGUGGUAUUGUUGGAGCUGAACAAUAACAAAAACUGUUUGAACUAUCCUGGGCCAGAAGCAGAAGAUUAUAAUUCAACAAGGUCUGCAACCAUUCUGUCUUUCAAUGAAGUAAUAUUUAUCAUGCACAGAAGUAUAUUCAGAGCAAUGCUUGAUCUGACUGUGGGAAUGCAUUUUCAGAAUUCUUGAUGGUGUUCUCAAACUUGAGAUUGAUUGAAAUAAAUGGAAUGUGCAAGUGAAAUGCUACAUAUGACCAUGUCUUUUGACACAAGUGCAUUUUAAAAGCAAAAAAGAUUUUGCUAAUAAUCAAUCAGUAUUUUCAUUUCCCCUGUGUAAAACGUCUUUGCAGAUGACCACACAGUAGUGUGUAUAAUUCCAAUGAGUAUGCAUUGUACUACCAUAUGGAUAAUGUUGCCUUAAACAUAUAAUCAUGAAUUUUGACUUUUAACUCAGAAAUCCAUGAUUAAGAUACUCCGAAGCAAUUUUUAAUGUAUCUUUGUGUAUUUUUCCCCAUAUGUUACUAGAGAGGGAAGAAAUAUUUUACAAGUUUGAAAGAUUUUCUUGAUCAGGAAGCUAAAUUCAUUGGGAAAGUAAUUAUUUAACAGAGCUACUACACCGGUGUCCAGAUUUGAAUUCAACUGGCUUGAGUAAAUAAGAAACUUUUUUUUACACCUCAUUUCCCUGAUUCAGUAUAAGGCAGUAAUAUUUAACUGUACUGUAAAGCCAAUUGUAUGCAUCUGCUUUCUUCAAAAAGGAUUUACUUUUCAGAAGUAGGGAUGCAUAUUUCUAUUCCCCGAAUUGUAUAUUGAGAAAAGAAUGUAGGAUGUAACAAAUUCUAAAAAUGAUUGAAUGUCAUUAAGUUGUAAAGCGUUCUAAGACAAUGCAUCCAAUUCUAAUUUCAGUGUUUUUGUUUCUAAGUUUCAUUUUUGAAAUGUAUGUUUGACUAUAUUCAAGAUGUGUAUAUGAAAAGUGUGUGUAAAUGAAAAAGGCAACGUUCAUAUAUGCUGUAAAUCUCCUUAUCCUUUUACUGAUUAAAAGGCAAAGCUUUGCA